Messenger RNA from Bacidia gigantensis, 348 nucleotides. RefSeq lists its product as uncharacterized. Bases 1 to 348 code for a protein of 115 amino acids. The transcript has a single exon. The record is from RefSeq and is a predicted model, not a curated record. Lineage: Eukaryota; Fungi; Ascomycota; Lecanoromycetes; Lecanorales; Ramalinaceae.
AUGGCGACCAAACCAUUAAACGACAAGUCCGAGCUCAAAGCAUUCUAUACAUCUCCCGAGGAAUCCCAGAUCUUCACACAUACACUGCCCUCCGCCACCGCCUCUACAGCAUCUACAGAAAAAAAGACGGCCUAUCUCCACGAGCUGAAAGGGGCGGUCGGCAAAUUACAGGGAGAAAUAAACGAGUUUCUGACGGACAAGAUGGAGCAGGACAAAGCAGCUGAAAAGGAGGGAACAGGCAAUACAAGGAGUGUGGACGAAAAUAAGGCUGAGGAGACAUAUGGGGAGGAAGAUGUUGAGGGAGAAGAGGAAGGAUUGGGGCCGUUCAAGGAUCCGACGAAGCCUUGA